AUGUCCGAUCCGCCCCCCGAACACCAGAUGGAAGCACAGCAAGCACGUCAAGCAUACCGGCAAGCACAGAUAGUCUUCCACCAAGCACAACAAGCCUACCAUCCAGCACUGCAAUCUUUCCUCCGGCAAGCACUGCCAACCUUCGAGCAAGCACAACAAGUCUACCUGCAAGCCUGCGAGGAGCAUCUAGAUUCUCAGGAACUACUGGAAGACCUGGAAGAGCAGCAAGCCCCCGUGGAACAGCUGCUGGAGGUAUACGCGCAAGAACAGCAAGCAACCCUCCAAGAACUACGAGCCUAUCAGCAAGCACAGCAAUCCUACGACUCAGCAAAAGAAACCUUUCGCCAGGCACAGAUAGCCUUCAAGUCAGCACGACAAACCUUCCAGCAAGCGCAGCAAGCCUACGAGCAAGCGCAGCAGGCCUACAAGCAGGCCACAUACGCGUACGAGCGAGCGGCGCUAGUCUGCGAGCAAAUGAAGGAGUUGCACGAGCUGGCGAUGGGACAUCGGGAAUCAAAGUAA
Molecule: messenger RNA, 522 nt
Organism: Hyaloscypha bicolor E
Lineage: Eukaryota; Fungi; Ascomycota; Leotiomycetes; Helotiales; Hyaloscyphaceae
Exons: 1
Coding region: 1-522 (173 amino acids)
Source: RefSeq, a predicted model, not a curated record